AUGUCAGCCCCUAACUCAAACCAGAGAAAAGCAUGCUGGGGUGCUAGGGAUGAGCUGUGGAAGUGCCUUGAUGAUAACCAUGACAAUGCCUCCUCCUGUGAGAAGUUCCAGAAAGAGUUUGAGGCGAGCUGUCCUGCUCAGUGGGUGAGUCUCCCUGUCUGGCCUUAGUCUAGCUAUAACCUAUCUGUUACUCUGUUGACAAUGACAGUCUAUCAUAGAGGUAGCCAGAGAGAUCGUCUAGAUCUACAAUGUUUGUAUAUAAAGACCUGCUUCUAUUCAUGGUCUAAUGUUCUUAUUACUGACUUUGAUGUAGCUACAGUAGUAAACUCAAUGUGGUCACCAACCCUGGUCCUGCUCAAAUACAUCCUAUCUCACAUUGAUCCUGACAGGUGAAAUACUUCACCAAGAGGAGAGACUUCUUGAAGUAUAAGGAGAAGAUGCAGACGGAGGGCUUUGAGCCUGCUGACGGGCCUAAACAGUCACAGUCCUAG
Messenger RNA from Coregonus sp. 'balchen', 491 nucleotides. NCBI's taxonomy places the organism in Eukaryota, Metazoa, Chordata, Actinopteri, Salmoniformes, Salmonidae. The record is from the annotation of a GenBank genome assembly.